AUGGUACCCAUCAGGGCCAGCACGCCGCCCAAGAAGAAAAGUCUGGUGCCCAACUUGAUGGAGAAGGGCCUGAUGGUCCUCUGGAAAGUGGCCAGCCGGGCCCAGCAGGCCCCAGAAAGGAAACUUCACCCCAAACAGCGUUCCCCCAGCAAGUCGGCUCAGGCGAUCAGCAACUACGCCCGGAGGAUGCGUGAUUUCAACAUCAACGCCAGCCCAGGGGACAGCGGCUUCGCAUUCCAAGUGGAGGAGCUUUGGAAGAAGUUUCUCACGCGUCCCGGCUGCCCCCAGUUCAGUACCCGCCCCACAUCCAUGACCCACCACGGUUCAGCCAUGACCCUCCCUCUGCCCGAAGACCUGUGUGUCGGCUCUGAGCCCUGGAAGAUGACCAAGGCCCUUCCCUCAGACACAAAGGCAGAUGAAGAUGCCAGGGCCACUCAGGACGGGAGGAGUCUGACCCCCGCCCCUCACUUCUCGACAGGCCGCCUCCUUCCCUUUAGCAAGAGCGCCUGCGAGUUCAGUUACCCGCGGAGGACGAGCGAAUCCCAGGUGCCGAGCCCGACCCCCGGCAGCCCGGUCCUGCCGCAGAGCCGCCUGAGGAAGCCUUGGUACAUCUCUGUCAUCCACGAGAAGGAUCAGUGCCUGCUCGUGCUGAGGGAGGAAGUCCAGCGGCUCUCAGAGCUGGAGGUGAAGGUUCAGAAGAAAGACGAGGAGCUCCUGGCUCUCUUGGAGGAGAGGGAGGCCUUGAAGAAGCAGCUGAAGUGCCUCCUGAAGGGCAAAGGCCAGGAGGCCUCGCUGGGCACAGGCACUCAAGAAGAGCCCCCCAUGACCGACAGAGACAGGGACCUGGCAGGGGGCAGCUGCAAGGAGGAGGAAGACGGCCUGGAAGGGGAGGCGGCGAGGGCCGGUGGGAGCAGGAAGGGGACUCUGCAGGACAAGGGAGGCGAGGAGGAGGAGGAGGUGAAGGAGGAAGAGGAUGAGGAGGAGGGUGUGGCGGUGGCUCUGGAGGAGGAGGGCGGGGAGGAGAUGGUGCUGGAGCUGGAGGAGGAGAAGGAGCUGCAGGAUGAGGCCAUGGGCAGGAGGAGGGCUGGCUCCGUGGACGACACCUUUGAGGAGGAGCUGAUGGCGCAGCUGGAGGCGUACGAGCACCUGCUGCAGGAGUUCCAGUUCCAGCUGGAGGUCGUCCGGACCAGAUACUCCCUCGCAACCGGAGCCAUCACAUCCUUAAUGCGACAAAUAGAGUUCCAAGAGUCCCAGCUGCAGAAAGUCACCACAGAAAAUGAGAUGCUGCAGAAGGAGCUGCGGGAGCGGAAGCAGCAGCUGCAGGCCAUGUCUGACAAGUUCUCCAACCUCCGGGAAGACAAGAAGCACCAGGAGGUGACAGGGCUCAUCCAGAGAGACAACCUCCUCCUCCAACAGCAAGUGUGGCAGCUGGAGAAAGAAAUCGCCAAGCGGGAACAGACAAUCUCGGAACUCGAGGCCAAGGUCAGCCAGCUGCAGACUGAGGUGAACCAGAACCAGAACCACCUGCAGAGGCGGAAGCAGCUGCAGGAAGAGAUGCAGAACAAGAACGAGAUGGUCCAGCUGGCGGAGCAGCAGGCCCGGGUGGCCCUGGAGAGCGCCCAGUCCCGGCUUGAAAGACUAAGAAACAAGAUCAUCCAGGCUGCCUUUAACACCCUAGGGAUCAAGUCCUUGGCCACUGAGAUCUCUGACAGUGAUAUCCUGGAGGCCUUGCAGCGGGUCAUCUCAGAGAGGACCGACUACUACAACCAGCUGAAACAGAAGGGUGUCAAAGUGCCCCCCCUGCAGCAGUCGGAGAUCUUAUCCUCCACCGGCAAGUCCAAGAAGAUAAGCUCCAAGUAGGCCGAGCCCAGGCACAGCCAGCCCAGGGAGGCCAGGAUGCAGCCUGGCUGCACCCUGGGUGCCCGCCCCUUCCCCCUCCACCUUCUGCCCCUGUGGCCCCACUCUUGUGCUCCGAUUCAGAAUUACACCGUCUGUUAGUCAUGGUCUCCCCUUCUUCACCAAGACCCCCAGGGGGCUUGGGCUACACUGACACCCCCCAUUCUGAAACUCACUCCUUGGAGGUCGGCACAGCAGCCCGCACCCCCUGGCCCUUUUCCGGGGAAACCCCAGACGGAGCAGGGUGUCCUCUGGUGGUCCCUGCCUCCGGCCUCCUUAUCCACCGUCUUGGGUCCAGACCCCACAGGGGUCCUCCUUUGCUUCCAGCUGCACACGCCUGCAGUGGCUCCCUGGCUGGGGUGCCCCUUGCAGGGGCACUGUUUUGCUAAUGCGACCCUGUGGAAGGUGGGUCUGCGGUGUGGCACUUUUGGUCCCCUCCAUCGCUCCAGGAA
Molecule: messenger RNA, 2348 nt
Organism: Sus scrofa (pig)
Lineage: Eukaryota; Metazoa; Chordata; Mammalia; Artiodactyla; Suidae
Source: RefSeq, a predicted model, not a curated record